Messenger RNA from Populus trichocarpa (black cottonwood), 1830 nucleotides. RefSeq names its product subtilisin-like protease SBT1.2. Lineage: Eukaryota; Viridiplantae; Streptophyta; Magnoliopsida; Malpighiales; Salicaceae. Gene Ontology annotation, biological process: proteolysis. The transcript has a single exon. The coding region runs from base 718 to 1503 and encodes 261 amino acids. The record is from RefSeq and is a predicted model, not a curated record. Gene Ontology annotation, molecular function: serine-type endopeptidase activity.
AGGUAUUAGAUAAAAUACAUAAGGUCUUUGUUCUCCUCCAAGUUUCGAUGGCAUCUCUCGUUUCUUGAGAGAACUGUUUCAUCUGAAGAACACCAUUCUUCUCGACUUCUCUAUUCUUACAGUUCUACCAUGGAAGGUUUUGCGGCUAUUCUCUCUGAAUCAUAGAUCGAGUCAUUGCAAAAGUUGCCUGAUGUUGUUGCUAUUACACCAGAUAGGAGGUUCCAAGUUCAGACGACAUGUUCCUACAAGUUCUUGGGACUUGGCCCCACUAGAGAAGAUGCUUGGUAGAAGUCUGGAUUUGGUCGUGGAACAAUAAUUGGGGUACUUGACACUGGAGUUUGGCCUGACAGUCCAAGCUUCAAUGAUCAAGGCAUGCCUCUGGUUCCCAAGAAGUGGAGAGGGAUUUGCCGAGAAGGGCAAGGCUUUAAUUCGUCAAAUUGCAAUUGGGAACUCAUAGGUGUAAGGUUCUAUACUAAAGGUCAUCGUAUGGCUUCUACAUCAGCAUCACCAGACUCUGUUCAGGAACACGCAUCACCAAGAGAUUCCCGUGGACAUGGAACUCACAAAACAUCGAAAGCUGGAGGAGUUUAAGUUCCAGUGGUGAGUGUGCUUGGUCUAGGUUCUGGUGUGACUCGAGGCUUGGCCCCUGGUGCUCACAUUGCAUUGCACAAGGUAUGCUGGUUCAGUGAUUGUUACAGCUCUGAUAUCCUAGCAGCAAUGUACGUCGCGAUUACAGAUGGAGUUGAUGUCCUCUCCCUCUCUCUGGGUGGAUUUCCAUUGCCACUUUUUACAGCUACCAUUGCAAUUGGAAGUUUUCGAGCAAUGGAGCAUGGAAUUUCAGUUGUAUGUACAGCAGGGAACAAUGGCCCCAUUGAAAACUCAGUUGCUAAUAAAGCUCCAUGGAUUGCUACCGUUAGUGCAAGCACACUUCAUAAGAGAUUUCCAGCUUUAGUUCAAAUAGAUAAUGGACAAUUCCUUUAUGGAGAAUCCAUGUAUCCCGGGAACCAGUUAUCACCCACAAAAGAAUUUGAACUAGUUUAUGUAACUGGUGAGGACAAUGGGAGCGAAUUUUGUUUCAGAGGUUCUCUCCCAAGGGCAAAAGUUGGUGGGAAAAUGGUGGUUUGUGACAGAGUUAAUGGGAGGACAGAGAAAGGACCUGCAGUGAAGGAGUCUGGGGGUGCUGCAAUGAUCUUAACCAAUACUGCGAUCAAUCUAGAGGAGGACUCGUUUGAUGUCCAUGUCUUGCCUGCAACAUUAAUUGGUUUUGAUGAAGCACUUCGCUUGAAAGCUUACAUAAACUCUACUAGUAAACCUAAAGCUCGAAUUGUAUUUGGAGGAACUGUUAUUAGGAAAUCCAGAGCACCAGCAGCAGAGCAGUUUUCAGCUAGAGGACCAAGUUACACCAACCCUUCAAUCCUCAAACCAGAUGUAAUUGCUACUGCAGUCAACAUAAUUGCUGCCUGGCCUCAAAAUUUAGGUAAAUCCAUAUUUAUCUCAAUUUAAUUUCUGACUAGUAGUUGGCAAUAAAGAGAAAUUUGCAUCCAAUAAAUGAAGAUAAUCUUGUAUUUCCAAGUAGCAGUAGAAGUUAAUUGUAAUUAUCAUUGUUCUUAUCUUUGAUUAGUAAUUAUCUAUUAAAUAACUGUCAAAUGUAACUCUAUUUAUUAUAGAAUAUUAUGUAUGGUAGUACAUGUUGUAAUGAAAACCUCUUUGUAUUUGAUGUGAUUUCACUAUGAGAGUGAUUCUCUUGAGUGGUGUGAGGCUACUUAUUUCUUAUUCCUUGUAAUUCUUGGUUUCUACAAUAAAGUUAUUAGAAUUCUUUCCCUCUGUCAA